Uranotaenia lowii is the source of this 1577-nucleotide messenger RNA. RefSeq names its product matrix metalloproteinase-19-like. Gene Ontology annotation, biological process: proteolysis. Lineage: Eukaryota; Metazoa; Arthropoda; Insecta; Diptera; Culicidae. The record is from RefSeq and is a predicted model, not a curated record. Gene Ontology annotation, cellular component: extracellular matrix. The transcript is spliced from 2 exons. Gene Ontology annotation, molecular function: zinc ion binding; metalloendopeptidase activity. The coding region runs from base 28 to 1542 and encodes 504 amino acids.
AGCAUCUUUAGUGCACAACACUCAGAAAUGAAGCUCCUAGGAACGCUUGUUUUCAUAACUGUUUUUGAAUUAUCGAGGCUGAGCCUUAAACUUAAACUCGUUGAAGCAGUAUCAAACACAUCGAAUCCCAGACCUGUUCCGGAAGUUACGAAUGAGGAUGCAAUGAAUUUUCUGCGAGAUCUUGGAUUUUUGGCACCACAGUCCCCGUUAGAACUAACAAAUAGGAUAAGUAUGUCCGAUGAAGAAAUUACGGAGGAAGCUCUGCGGAAAUUUCAGCAACGGUAUAAUCUAUCGGAUACCGGAAUGCUUGACGAUGACACGAAGCGCCUGUUAGCUGCUCCGAGAUGCGAAAUGCUUGCAGAACUCAAUUAUGGACCACUUAUCUGGUCCAAAAGGAACCUCACAUAUAGGAUUGUUAGUGUUCCAAAAAGUUUAGAUCACUCGAGGGCCAGACAAUCGAUAAGGAAUGCUUUCGAGGAGUGGACCAAAUAUGCGGAUUUAAAUUUCAGAGAGGUGAACCAAGGUUCGGCUGAUAUUCAUAUCAGCGAUGAAAGUUUGUUUCAUAGAAACCGACAGGGGCAAAUGUGUGCAUUUCUUAGAAGCACGACACUAGCCCACGCAUUCUAUCCCGAAGUUGGAGAUAUUCACUUCAAUGGAGCAAGAAGAUACAAUGAACAAGAAUUUUUCAGCUUAAACUUGCACGAAAUAGGACAUUCUUUGGGCUUGGACCAUUCUCAUUCCCAGUCGUCCAUUAUGUUUCCAAUGAUGAUCAGCUAUCAUACAUCAAUCCCUCUAGAAGAUCAAAAAUCUUUACGAAGGCUGUAUGGCCCGAGAAAAAAUACUGCGGUAAAAACAAUAAAAAAUGCUGUUGUAACGAGAACAACAACAAAAAAACCUACAAUCCUCAAAACAACAACAAAAAAAGUAGUCACAAAACCAUCAACAACUCGAACAACUGCAAGCGUUAAACCAGAAUUAUGCCGGAUUGAUAAAUUUGAUACCAUCUUCAAUGAUGCACAGGGAAAAACGAUUGUAUUUGCCGGUGAAUAUUACUUUGAAUCAUACAGCUGGAACCCCAAAGGACGCCUCAUUUCGGAACGGUGGGCGGAGCUACCGGACAACAUUGACGUUGCCUUCACGUAUCAUCCUCAUCAGAAAACAUAUUUCUUCAAAGGCAGCAAAUUGUGGAUUUAUUCUGGUAACCAACUAAAAGCGGGAUACCCUAAAGCAAUUUCGGAGGCUUUUCCCGGUCUUCCCGACAACAUCAGCGCUGCCUACAUUUCAAAUUGUGGACAGAUAAUGGCUUUCCGGAAAAAUCAGUACUGGUUCUACGAUCCCAAUCGACGGCCACAGGUUGACAGCCAAUAUCCCCGACCAGUAACCGAUUUCAAGAAAAUGCCGUCCCAUGUGGAUGCUGCCCUGUUUCAUACCGAUGGGUACCUUUACUUUUUCACGGGGCUCGAUUUUCGCACGCUUAAUUUUUACAAUUUUUCCUUAAGUGAUUCAAAAACUAUGAAGAACCAUUGGUUGUUUUGUAAAUAAUAAGCAACUCAUUCGGAAAUAAAUAACGUUAAAGA